Messenger RNA from Drosophila biarmipes, 2295 nucleotides. Its product is annotated as fat-body protein 1. The record is from RefSeq and is a predicted model, not a curated record. NCBI's taxonomy places the organism in Eukaryota, Metazoa, Arthropoda, Insecta, Diptera, Drosophilidae. The transcript has 2 exons. Bases 30 to 1982 code for a protein of 650 amino acids.
CUUCAAGUCACUGACCAUUCCGCGAUACAAUGUUCAGAUUAACGUGUGUCUGCCUUUGUCUACUCGCCCUGAGUGAGGGAAUAGAAAGUUUUGGCAAUCCCUGGAUGCUGCCCACUUUCCGGCGGGAUUUAGGGUUAUCAAAAAAGGAAUACAAUCACAGGCAAGGUCGUCAGCGUUUUCUCCUGGACUUACUGCUCCAAGUCCACAAACCUUUGCUUCAUGAGGAACUCAUUGCAAUGGGAAACCAACUCAACGAGGAUCCAAACGAAUAUCAUGAAGGCACCUGGAGGUAUAUAAAAGACUUUCAAGAACGUGUACAUCAAAACCAAGUGCCACGUCCUUCAAUUAUCUUAAAUCAGCUGGAUGAUGAGCUGCCCCAGAACCUGCUGGGGAUCUAUAGAUUUUUGACCAUGGCCAAGGAUUGGUCUUCCUUCCAGCGCAACGCCUGCUAUGCCAGGAUGCACUUCCAUCCCCUGCUCUUUGUAAAUGCCCUACAGAUGGCAGUGGGUGACAGGGAGGACACCAAAGAUUUGCGAAUGCCAGCCAUGUAUGAGGUACUGCCUCAGCUCUACUUCGAGAAGGAGGUGAUCCUGGCGGGCCAGGAAAUCGCCUGGCAUCAGUUGACUCCCAUCAGGAUGGUGACACCGAAGCGAAGAUGGAAGGAUAUCCUCAUGGGGCAUCUGAACACCAGGCAGCCUUGGACCCAAGAGGAACCCUUGCCUACGGAACCCCUGAUCAUUGAUAACGAAAGACCGUUGGCUCACCUUAGUCUGGACUUGGAACUUAACUUACACUGGAACAAUCUGAUAAAUCGCCUGGUUAUAGCUUUUGAAGAAGGAAAGGAGCGGGUGAGUGAGCCCAUUAUUAUAGAUGGCGAUCGCUUAAUGGCCUUUCGAGGACCCUUCGACGAAGACAACUAUAUAAAUAAUUUGGCCAUGGGACCACAUAACUUGCAACUAUUUUUAUACAACCUAAAUCAAUUUGUGGCUAUCUUGACCUUGGAGGAUUUGGCAACAGGAGAAAAAUCUAUUGAUCUGAUUGAACCGCCCCUUAUGACAACCGGUGGCGUUCCUUAUAAAGGUACCUCUUUAAAUAUCAAAGCUGUUAAACACAUUUUAGACCUGACAAUAGAAGACCUGAAAAACCAAAUAGAUAUGGCUGUGAAACAUAAUAACCACUCUGAGGAUAAUUUAUGUAUAGCGGGACAAAUAAUAGUUAACAAUUACCUCAAUAUUUGUCGUCAAUUGAGCCUGGCUGUGAAUGGACAUGGUUUAAAUCAACCCAGCAUGUUGGGUCUGGCGACCGCCAACCUUAGAGAUCCCAUCUAUAGAUCGCUGCUGUUUCGCUUAAAUGAAGUAUUGAAGAGUUAUGAACAUCAGGACUUCUCUUAUGAUAAAAAAGAAAUGACUUCCCCAAAAAUUCUUAACAUUAAUGUGAGUCGCCUGGUGACUUAUGAGGAGAAAGUCGACAUAGAUCUCAUUAAUCUAAUUGACCAGCAACUGCUGCAGUCCCACCGAAAUAAUUUACAAUUUCUGCGUCGUCAUUUGGUGGCCAGACAACGUCGUCUUAAUCAUGAUUCAUUUGGUAUUAGACUGGAUAUAAGAGCUCCCUAUGAUAUGAAUAUUCUAGCAAGGAUGUAUUUAACUCUACCAAAUCAAUUGGAGACUCGUCUACACCUGGACAGCUUCAAAUGUUCCCUUAAACAGGGCAUCAAUCAAUUGGAACGCCUGUUUCCAUCAGCCCGUACUGAACCCACUCUUAGCGAACUCUAUGAGGCCGAUUUCCCAUCAACAGAUGUAACAAGUUCCAGCCGAUUUCCCCCACAUCUUUUAUUGCCAAGGGGGACCAGAGAGGGCCUCAAACUUCAAUUACUUGUGGAACUCGGUGCUUGGACUGGCUCGGAGCUGGAGUUUGACGGGGUGUCUGUGCCUGUCCUCGCCCAAACUCUGAAGGAUGUGAUAAUCUUUCAUCACCAGGCCUGAAACUAUUAUGCGAUUAUGUAUGCUAAGUGCUUAAACUUCUAAAUUGCUCAUAGGAACGCAUGAUUAAGGAGAGGGUUCCAUAUCAAUAUAGUUUUCCAGGCACGCACGCGUUCCUGAUUAUAAUGGUAUAUGAAUAAAAUGAUAAAUAAUUGUAGUAGAGCUGGAGCAAAUAAUAAAUAAAAAAUUUGUGUUUCCUUUUGCAACCAAUAAAUCAUUUAUAGUGUUAUAAGAUUGAUUUACUGCACCCCAAAACAUAUAUAAAAAAGUUCAAAAAUAAUACAUUUAAAAUUGAUUUAAAUUCUUUUCAAAGGCA